This is a messenger RNA of Engraulis encrasicolus (European anchovy), 1989 nucleotides long. Its product is annotated as sodium-dependent glucose transporter 1-like. NCBI's taxonomy places the organism in Eukaryota, Metazoa, Chordata, Actinopteri, Clupeiformes, Engraulidae. The coding region runs from base 13 to 1440 and encodes 475 amino acids. The record is from RefSeq and is a predicted model, not a curated record. The transcript has 5 exons.
CCAGCAUGGAGGAUGAAGACGAUAACGACGACCAAGAAGAGGAUACUAUUCGACAAGAGAAAAGAGGUCAGGAAAGGUCUCAGAAGUAUGAUUCGGAGUGGUCGGAGAACGAAUGACCCCGGGGCUUGCGGACGCUGGAUGGUCACAUUAACACUAUGCGCAUCAUUCCUGGGUCUGGGAAUGUGCAUUUCGGUGCUUGGUCCGACCCUUGAGGACUUGGCCAUCAACGUCAAUAAGAACAUCAGUAACAUUUCUUACAUCUUUGUGGGUCGUUCAGCCGGAUACAUUGGAGGCUCCCUUGUUGGAGGGCCUCUCUUUGACUGCAUGAACCCAUACUUGCUUUUGGGGUUCUCUAUGUUGGGGACGGCAUUUGGGAUGAUUGCAAUCCCCUUUUGUAAGAAGGCGCUUUUCCUCACGGGCUUGAUGUCCUGCGUGGGUGUUUCCAUGGGCUUUUUAGACACAGGAGGCAAUGUGCUGAUCCUGAGCAUCUGGGGCAGCCAGGCGGGCCCCCACAUGCAGGCCCUCCACUUCAGCUUCGCCGCUGGGGCCUUCAUCUCGCCCAUCAUCGCCAAGCUGCUCUUCGGCAAGUACCAGGGCUCCAGCACGCUGCCAGGUGGUGGCGACAAUAUCACGGCGGAACUCUCCUCCUCCGCCGCCUCCUCCGCCUCCUCCGCCACCAUCAUCACCGACAAGGUGGCCGAGACCCUGGACUCCAUGCGUGACGAGGGUUUCCACUCUUUGUACGCCUACUUUGUCAUCGGCGCCUUACUGCUGCUCAUCUCUCUGGCCUUCGCCAUCCUCUACUCCUGCGGCACACCCACCCAACCCGAUCGCUCGCACCCCUCCCCCAGUGGCGAGCUGCUGGCCGCCAGGCACCACACGGCGCUGGUCUGCCUGCUGGCCGUCUUCUUCUUCUGGUACGUGGGCGCCGAGGUGACGUACGGCUCCUUCAUCUUCACCUACGCCAAGGAGUACGCCGGCAUGGCGCAGGCGCAGGCGGCCGGCCUCAACGCCCUCUUCUGGGGCACCUUCGCGGCCACGCGGGGCCUGGCCAUCUUCUUCGCCGCCUGCAUGCGGCCCGGCACCAUGAUCCUGCUCAGCCUGGUGGGCUGCACCUUCUCCUCGCUGCUGCUGGUGCUGUUUAGCCGCAGCGGGUCGGCACUCUGGAGUUGCACGGCGCUCUACGGGGCCUCCAUGGCCACCGUCUUCCCCAGCGGCCUCUCCUGGCUGGAGCAGUACACGCGGGUGACGGGCCGCUCGGCCGCCGUGUUUGUGGUGGGGGCGGCCCUGGGGGAGAUGGCGCUGCCCGCCGUGCUGGGCUUUCUCCUGGGCAAGCCCAACCUGCAGAAGUACCCACUGGUCAUGCUGCUGGAGCUGGUCUCUGCCACCAUUACCUCCAUCCUCUUCCCCGUCAUGUACAAGCUGGCUGCCGCACCGUGAGAAUGGCAUGUCCUUGGCUAAGAUGAGAAGUAUCGGCCUUAAUGUUGGAUGGAGGUAGAUCAGGCUUUCACCAGCACUUGCCUCACUUUAUUCAGAUUCUAUUUUCAAAGACUUUUAAUUUCCCUAAACGUCUUUUUUUUCCCUCGAUAAAGAAAUACUGCAUGCUUUUAAAAAAAAAAAAAUUGACUAUUGAAAGUGUAGCCAAAGAAAUAUACAAGAUGAAUAUGUACACCCAUCUCCAAAAGAGUUGUCGCCUCGCCUAUCCAUCUGUUUGGAAUAACAUCUAAUAACCUGACUUUCAAUUAAUCACUUGGCUUCAGAAGUCUCUCAUAUGAAAGCUACAACCCUCCCGAAUGAAAAUGUAUGUACAAAAAUAAAUUUCAUGCAUCAAAGAAAGAUUGACCCUUUAUUGAACACAGACAGGGCAGAUUUUCACAAGACAAAAGUUUUGUCGCCUAUCGAACAUAAUGUGAAAAUGAGCAGAUAAGUCACUUCAAAACACUUCAAAUACACAGAUCGGGUGUCAUACUUGAAUCACUGAAUCACUCU